AUGGGAGAAAAAGAAUUAAAUGUAACUAACACAAAUAUUACGCUAUGUGCAUAUAACUGUCAAAGCUUUAAAUCGAAUUCAUAUUAUAUUUCUAAGUUGUUAAAGUCUUUCGAUAUUAUUUUUAUAUCAGAACAUUGGCUUUUAAAUAUUGAGAGUUUUUUGUUAAAUAACAUUGCAUUACUAACACACAAAGUUUUUUUUCAUGCGGCAGAAAAAAAUACACACGGUAGACCAUAUGGAGGAAAUGCUUUUAUGGUACGAAAAAAAUUGUCGUCUUUUUACAUAAUACAUGAAGAUGAAAACAUUCUUGCUAUUAAAGGCACACUUAACAAUCGUAACUUAAUUUUUAUUGGUGUUUACCUUUCAUCUUGUCGUAAUAAUAACGAAUCAUACGCAAAAUACUCUUCUCAGCUACAAACAAUCACUUCAAUAAUGAACAACUAUGAGGAUGAAGGAGAAUGUAUUAUUUCCGGAGACUUUCAGUCAUUUCCAUAUAAAAUAUAUGAUUCAGAGAUUCGUAAAAACAAAACUAGGAACAAUUUCUCAAAACAUCUCACUAAUUUUAUUGAAUCAAAUCAGCUCGCUUUUGUCGAUAUAAUCAACGGUGCUGGGCCUACUUAUACCUAUCAACAUAAAACUCUUUCUAAUUCUUCUUACAUUGACCAUAUUGCAUCCUAUAAACAGACAGAACUAUGUUUUACAAACUGUCAAGUUAUGCAAUCUUCACCGCUUAACCUUAGUGAUCACCUUCCGGUGUCUACGAAUAUUAACUUUGAAGGUACCGGCUUAUCACACGAAAUAAAUAAUAUAAUGCAAAAAUAUAAUUCAAUACCAAAACAUGCAUGGAAUAACGAAAGGUUUAUUGACUUUUAUAAUCUCAAUCUAUCAAAAGCAUUUACUAGUUACGCAUUUAAGGAAGAUAAAAUAGAAGAAGAAAUUCAAAAAACAUGCUUAUAUAUAAAAAAUGCAGCUCUCUUGGCAGUUAAACAAUGUUUCGGACAAAAAGAAUUUUAUAAGUACUCGAAACCUUGGUGGACACCUGAGCUUAAAAAAAUUAAAGAUAAUCUCUCCUUUCACUUUAGACAAUGGCAAAAAUCAGGCUAUAAUAAGUCAACAGAAUGUAUAUCCUACAAAAGAUUUAUUUAUUCCCGAAAAAACUUUCGUAAAGCUAACAAAAACGAAAUCGUCGAAGAAUUUAGUCAUCAUUUCCAAAAACUACUUAAUACACCGCAAUAUACAAAUAACGAGUUCAAUCCUCUCCAAAUUCCACAUUUAAGUAAAGAGCCUAAUUCAAAAGUUAUCUCGACAGCUGAUAUUGAAAAAUGUAUUUUAAAGCUUAAAAAUAAUAAAUCUUACGAUUGCUAUGAAAUCAGUGCUGAACAUCUUAAAAACUCUCACAACAAGAAUCUUCUUAUUUUACUUUCGUCGUUUUAUAACAAUAUGUUAACAAAUGGAAAGGUUCCACACGGUUUAUCAACCGCCAAAAUUAUCCCAUUAGUCAAGUCUUAUAAAACAUCACUAGAAAAUCCAAAUAACUAUCGAGGAAUCAGCAUUAUACCAAUUUUUACAAAACUUCUCGAAUAUCUUAUCAUACACAUAUGUCCAGAUAUAACAGAAAGUCAUUCCCAUCAAUUCGGUUUUAAAGAAAACAGCUCUACCCUCCACGCAGAAUUUCUUCUGAGUGAAACAAUAAAGCACUAUAAUCAUAAUAACUCACCGCUAUAUAUAUGCAGUCUAGACGCCAACAAAGCUUUUGACAGUUGUAAUUGGGAAUUACUAUUCGAGAAACUCUAUUACCAGAAAAAAAUCCCAUUAUCUAUAGUUCAUACAAUAUUAUCACUAUAUCAAACAGGAACUUCUAAUAUAUCAUAUCUUGGAUGUACAUCAAACAAAUUUAGGCUGUCUCAGGGAGUGCGUCAAGGAUCCAUACUGUCGCCUCAUCUCUACAAUAUCUACACAGAGAACCUUCUAGAGAAAAUUGUUUCAGAAUCAAAAGUUGGAACUUCAAUAAAUGGUGUAUACACAGGUAUCAUUGCAUAUGCUGAUGAUAUAGUUUUACAAAGUUCCACUAUAUCUGGUCUUCAGAGCCUUAUUAACAUUGUUCAAAAGUAUGGACUAUCGAACUUUAUUAAACUGAAUACAGAAAAAACUGAAUUUCUAAUAUCUGGAAUAAGUUCGAUUUUAAUUAACGUUAUUUAUAUUAACGGUGAUCCUAUCAAGCCUCAAAACAAUCUAAAACAUCUUGGUCUUAUAAGAAAUGGACUUCGCUUUUGCCAGCCUGCUACCAUAGUUCAUUUAUUUAAUUCUUUAGCUGUUCCAACGUUGUUAUACGGAUUAGAACUGUGUGGAAGCAGCAAUAAGUUUCUAAAUAGCAUUGAUAUAGCUGGACGAUCUGUCUUAAAAUCCUUCUUUAAUAUUUCAAAGCAAAGUAGAAAUUAUCUACAUUCUUAUUUCAAAGUAGACGCUGUGUCAGACAUUCUUUUUCGCAACAAGUUAAAUCUAUUUAUCAGGCUUUUAAACAACCCCAUAUGUUACUCGAUUAUACGGACUCAGAUGCCUUUAAUGAAUCAACGAUCAUUUGUGGGUGAGGUAAUGAUAAUGUGUAAGAAAGCUGAUAUAAACAUGCUCCAAUUUAUGAUCGAGGGUAAGAAAAUUAUAAUUGCACGCCCUCAGGAAGCAUUGGAGGCCAAUGUUGCGGCGAUCUUAAAACAAUCGUUCCAACACUGGAAUUUAAAGGAACAAAGAGAAAUAUUUAGAACGCUGAUGGAGGAAAACAUUCCAAGAACGAUGCAAGAAAAUACUUAA
This is a messenger RNA of Hydra vulgaris (swiftwater hydra), 2805 nucleotides long. The record is from RefSeq and is a predicted model, not a curated record. Lineage: Eukaryota; Metazoa; Cnidaria; Hydrozoa; Anthoathecata; Hydridae.